GCCCGUGCUCCAGCGCUGGGGCAGCCCAUGGUCCCACCCUGGGGCGGCCCGUGCUCCAGUUUUGGGGCAGGCCCAGCCCAACAUGCUGCUGCUGGUGCCUUUCCAGUCCGGCUGCCAGAUCAGGCUGCACUUCAGCUGCCUACACUGCCCCCCGACAUGAACUCCCCUGCCAUGAUGGGGCCUGGCAAGCUCUGCAUAGAUACUCUCCGCAGGCUGGGCUGCAGCUCACAGGGAGUAUCCCUUGACUGUAGAGUGAAGCACGCACUGUGCCUGUCCCCCAGGGCUGCCAAGACCUAGCACUGCCCUGUCAGCAAGCACUCGGGGACGAGGUUUUGUACAGGAAGCAGCAAUACGUGCGGAAGCUGAGUGAGCUGCGUGGUAUCCUCCUUCAGCAGUGAGCGCUCAGUGACACAGCCAGCUCUGCCGCCUGGCCCAGGUGCCCAGAGAACGCGUGGCAGUACAGGGCCAUGGAUUCCCCUCUCUCACCCUCCUCUGCCAGGAAGGAAGCUGGGAUGUUCCUGACUCUAAUCCUCCUGCUCUCUGGUCGCAGCCAGCGAGCCAUGGCCGCCCAGAGGCAACAAGGUGUGGAGUGCAUCGUCUUCAACGACGAGUACCUGACCUGUAUGUGGGGCAGCAAAGAGAUGCCGACAGCCAAUUAUUCGCUCUAUUACUGGUACAUUCCCCCAAGGACUGAAAACCACAUGCCAGUGGAAUGCAAGCACUACCUCCAGGAGGAGGGCAUCAACACGGGCUGCUGGUUCAACCACAGCGAGAUCAUCCAGUUCCGCACCUUCUACAUCCACAUCAAUGCCACCCAUGAGGGCAGGAGCCUCGUCAUCCCCACCAAAGCCAUGAAGCUGCAGGACCUAGUGAAACCCGCUCCACCAGUGAACCUGACCAUCCAGAACAUAAGCAAUAACCAGCUGCAGCUGACCUGGGACUCCAUGUACAACAAGCCCCGCUGCUUGGAAUAUGCUGUCAGAUACAAAAGCAACAAGGACACCAGAUGGACGGAGCACUUGGCCAGUGGCAAGAUCUUCUCCUUCCCUAGCGUGGACUACGAGAAGUAUUACACCUUCUAUGUGAAAAGCAAGAUCAAUCAGUACUGCGGCACCACGCAGCUCUGGAGCGAGUGGAGCGUCCCCGUGUUCUGGGGCAACAAUGCAACAGACAAGGGCGUGGCAGAGAAGCAGGCACCAUGGUUCUGGAUUCACGUGGUUCUCCCCACUGCCUCUUUGAUGCUCAUCCUGGUCCUUGUCAUUUUGUUGAUUCGAAUGGAAAGAGUCUGGGUCAUUUUCAUGCCCAGAAUCCCCAACCCCAGCAAGAACUUCGAUGAGCUCUUCAACACCCACCAGGGCAACUUCCCGGAAUGGGCCGGAGUCUCCAAGGACGUUGUGGAGAGCUUUAAACCCAACUACAACGAGAGCUUCUGCCACGUCAGUGAGCUGCCGCCCAAGGAGGGAAGCUCGCCCCUCUGGGGGGGCCGUGACAAGCCGAGAGCCCCCCCGGGGCGCUCCUCAGCCCCAGCCUCCAGCAGCAGCCCUGGGCUGAUCCUCUCCAAAAAAAGCUACGUGGGAGUGUGAUGUUACCAGCAGGAGCUGGGACUGUCUGCUUCUAUCGCCUCUCCUCACACUGCACCCCCACCCUCCGUGCCCCUGCCCCAAUGCCUCCCCCAUCCUCCCCAGAACCCCUCCCCCAUCCACCCCAGCACCUCUCGCCCCAUCCUCACACAUGUAUCCCUCCCCCAUCCACCCCAGCACCCCCUGCCCAGCGCCACCCCCAUCUGCAAGCAUACACCCCUUUCCACAUACAUGAUGCUCCCCUCAGCAUUCUUUCAGUGCCCCCCCCCCGUGCACUUUGCCUCCCCACCCGUCGCCAGGCAGCUCACCAGCGUAAGGCACCUGGCCAUGCGGCUGCCGUGCCCUGAACGUUUGCCCGGCUGGGCCUUGCUGCCCCUAGUGCUCCCCACGUUCUGCCCGGGCCGACCAGGGCCCUGCCAGAGCAGCUCUCUGGCUGCUGAUUGUGCAGCAGCUUUACAGAUCAAUAAAAACAGUCUCACCCAAGCAUGUUUGUUCCUCUGGGCAUUCUGUACCUGGAACCCCCUCAUCCCCCCCCCCGACCCAGCCACUCCGCAGCCUCUCCCACGUCCCCUGCCUCUGCCCCAGUGCCCCUCGCUCCCACCGAGGCUCCUUGUGGAGCUGGGAUGCGGGGGUCCCAGGAGUCACUCACCUGGAGUGGGGGC
Molecule: messenger RNA, 2242 nt
Organism: Mauremys mutica (yellowpond turtle)
Lineage: Eukaryota; Metazoa; Chordata; Testudines; Geoemydidae
Gene: IL2RG
Product: interleukin 2 receptor subunit gamma
Exons: 8
Coding region: 468-1583 (371 amino acids)
Biological process (GO): cytokine-mediated signaling pathway
Cellular component (GO): membrane; external side of plasma membrane
Molecular function (GO): cytokine receptor activity; protein binding
Source: RefSeq, a predicted model, not a curated record